CUUUUGGAAACCUCUCACUCUCAGAUACUGCUACAAGGAAAAAGUGAUCACCUUUUGCUUCUCGAACUAUGCUGUAAAGUUGCACAAAGAAAAAGCUUCGAUCUUUUCCCAUUUCCAUUCACUGCCUUCAUUUCUUCCGAUCUCUACCCUGCUGUAGAUCUUCGUUUCAUUUCAAGGAUUUGGCAAUGGCGAUCAUCACUGAGGAACCAGAGCCGUCGCCGCCGGCGAAAAGCCCAAAGCCUAAUGUUAACCAAUCUGAGCCCAGCUCCAGAGUAGAGAGUACUAAGAAUAGCAGCAGCCCAUUUGUUUUCUGGUUCUACUUUACUCUAGGAGUGUCCGUAAUCACUCUAUCAACCGUCUUCCUCUCUUCCUUUUCCCCAUCUUCCGACCCCAAAUCGUUUUUCCUCUCACUCUCCACACCACUCCGGCAACACUACUCCAAAGGCCGGAUUGUGAAGGCACAGCUCUCUCUGAACCAGAAGCCAGUUGAAGUUUUCGUUUAUGAGAGCGAGAAAGGUAAGAAAUUUGAUGCUGAGAAGGUAUUGAUCGUUCAUGGGCUAGGUUUGAGCUCAUUUUCCUUCAGAAAAGUUGUCGACUUUCUGGGUUCCAAGGGGAUUCAUGGGAUUGCCUUUGACUUGCCUGGAAACGGGUUCUCUGAUAAAUCGAGAGAAGUAAUGGAAGAAAGAGGGGAUGGUGCUUUUGAACGUUUGUUGGAUGUUUAUGCUUUGAUUAAAGAGAAGGGUGUGUUUUGGUCGUUUGAUAACAUGGUAGAAACUGGGCAGAUCCCUUAUGAAGCAGUUCAGUCCCAUUUCAGUGAGAAGAAGAGUGUUGUUAGACCGAUAGCGCUAGGAAGUGAGGAGAUUGGUAAGGUUUUAGGGCAAGUGAUGUUCACAAUGGGGAUAGCUCCUGUUCAUUUGGUUUUGCAUGAUUCAAGCCUGAACAUGGUUGCCAAUUGGGUUUCUGAAAAUCCAGGGUUGUUUAGGAGUGUCACUCUGGUUGAUACCGGGUCAAACUCAGCUCUGCCAUUAAGGAUCCUGGAAGUUCCCUUGGUCAGGGAAGUUGUGUUGGGGUCUAAUUUUGUAUAUAAAAAGUUGAUCAGUACAUGCUGCUCAAAAGGGAUAGGUUCUGCGGAUCUGGAAGCACACAGGAUGGUUUCGAGAGGCAAAGAUGGUUGGAGGGCUACUGUGGGCACUGAGAAGUUGCUGAAUGGUAGCUUUGACAUAGGUGAGUGGGGAAGUUCGGAGGGGAUGAGAGGGAUUCCAAUUCAGGUGGUUUGGUCAAGGAGUUGGUCGAAAGAGUGGAGUGAUGAGGGACGUCGAGUGUCUGAGGCUCUUCCUCGGGCGAAAUUCGUCGAGCAUUCUGGUGGUCGAUGGCCUCAGGAAGACACAGCCGAGGAGAUAGGCGAACGAGUAGCCACAUUUGUGUCAUCUCUACCAAAGUCAUUUAGACAAGCUGAAGAGGAGUCCAUACCAGACCACAUCCAGAAGCAGCUGGAUGAGGCAAAACAAAAUUCUCAUCAUCAUCACCACGGCCACAGCCACAGCAACGGUCACUCUGGCCAUGACCACGACCAUGACCACAAUCAUGGACAGGCCGCAGGCUACAUGGAUGCCUAUGGGCUCGGCCAGGCAUGGGGAAGCUAGAUUCUGAACACUAAGGGGCUGCUGCAACGGUGAGAGAUCGACUGUUAGCAUGAUCUUUAACCCGAAAAAUCACAAACCUCGGAUGUCAUAUAUGCCCUUUUUUUGGGUCUUGACUCUUGUUCAAUUUUGCAGUUAAUUCUCCCUAUUCUCUAUCUAGCUUAGGUCACAAUGUGACUCAGGUUAUCUGGUUUUCUUUCCCCCAACCCUAUCUGAUCAUCAAAUGAGCACUUGUAUUGUCUAUUUGGUACUUCAUGAUGAUACUAAUCUCCUUUCCUCGCCCAAAAGAAUCUAAUUCACGCAUUACUUCUGCAAAGUCAUUGAUUUAGUUCUCCUACUUGACGGGAACCAAGCUCAUGGUAUAUAGUGAGAUACAGUAACGGGAACCAAGCUCAUGGUAACAUAGUGG
Linum tenue is the source of this 2049-nucleotide messenger RNA. NCBI's taxonomy places the organism in Eukaryota, Viridiplantae, Streptophyta, Magnoliopsida, Malpighiales, Linaceae. The record is from the annotation of a GenBank genome assembly.